AUUGGAGGAUAUACUUGUCCUGCAUUUAGAGCGGGGGAAGGACUUGUUCAUCGUCACCACAGGCGAGUACCAACUGUCACCGUAUGGCAUGAAACUAUCUGACCUCAUCGAAAACACACAACCAAUCCGACCUUCAGCCACCUAUCUCAAACAACGUGCCACACAAGAAGCUGGGGAAGAGAAGGGGGUCAAGCAGAUAGUCCCAUAUGAGCUCAAACGAUUAGUGGAGUACCUUGUACUCAAAUGCUCAGAUGAGCCAAACAUACUGUUAGAGGAAGGCGUACCCACAGAGCAAGCGGCCAUCCGCGAGUGCCUAGCAACGGGCGAGGAGUUCCCUAGCAACGCGUCGCCACACUCGUUCGCGAGCUGUCUGUUGGAUUUGUGCGCUUCGUUUGAGGACUCAGUCAUUCCCAAAACGUUUACGCGUAUGGCUGUCAGUGCGGCAUCGGCAGAGGUCAACCAGGUCUUGAUGGUGAGUGGGGAAAUAGCUGUCUGCUGUACAUCGUUGUUUGCCGAUGUGUUACUGGACACGGAACUGUUCACACUCGAGGGUAUGGGAUCAAAGAAGGGCCGUUAUCUGUUUAUGUACAAUGCUUUGACAGAGACAGCCCGGGCCAACUCGCCAUGA
Molecule: messenger RNA, 628 nt
Organism: Sphaeroforma arctica JP610
Lineage: Eukaryota; Ichthyosporea; Ichthyophonida
Exons: 4
Coding region: 89-628 (179 amino acids)
Source: RefSeq, a predicted model, not a curated record